Camellia sinensis is the source of this 969-nucleotide messenger RNA. The record is from RefSeq and is a predicted model, not a curated record. NCBI's taxonomy places the organism in Eukaryota, Viridiplantae, Streptophyta, Magnoliopsida, Ericales, Theaceae.
AAAAACAAAAAAAAGGGCUAAAACCCUAGAACACAGAAUUUCAAACUGACCAACGUAUCCAAUCCGCUGGACGCUAAACCCUCGGUACAAUUUUCUUCCCAAACCUCCAAUCUGUCUGCUAUUUUGAAGCAAAACCUGAACUCUCUCUCUCUCUCUCUCAUACGUACACUCCCAUUCGCUUCUCACCAAGAACACCACAACCCAAUUGAGACAAUACAACACUCUUUACAAUAGAGGCAUGAUUGCAGUUGAUGAGGCCUAUCUAUCUAUUUCAUUGAUUGACUAAAAAUACACUUUUCAUUGCUUUGAAAUGAAAGCUUUGAGAGCUCUUAGAACAUUCACAAUCCUUUCUUCUUCAAUACCCACCAAAACCCAUCUCAAUUCAACCGUUCUCUGCCGCUUCUACGCAUCCCAACCUCAGCAACACAACCCCACCCCCACCGCCUCUGAAGAUGACGAGAAUGGCGACUCUGUCUUUGACAGCAGCGAAUACACAUUACCCAACAUCGGUUUGGAUUCUGGGCCUGAAAUAGCUCCAAAGCCGACUUGGGAUGAGAACUACAGAGCUAAAGCCAAUCGGGCUAUCUUUGGAGAAGAAACCCAGAUACAGAAUUCGAGAAUUUUGGUCAAGGAAGAGGAAAAGAGGCGCCGGGCUGCUGCGCUUGCAAAGGCUUUGCUUGAAGCUGCAUUGGAGCGGCCGGAUGAGGAGGAGGAGGAGGAAGAGGAUGUGGUGGUGAAGGAAGAAGACCAGAAGUCAUUGUCUGUGGGAAUUAUUGGCGCACCCAAUGCUGGAAAGUCUGCGCUAACCAAUUACAUGGUUGGGACAAAGGUUGCGGCUGUUUCUCGCAAGACAAACACAACUACUCAUGAAGUAUUAGGAGUGAUGACCAAGGGAAACACCCAAAUUGUAUGUCUCUUUUCUAAUUAAUUAACUAACUUAAUUGUUUGCAAUUGCUCCCAAAAGAGAAA